CCUGUUUGGGGCUGGUUGACUUUGAAGAGGCGACACAAACAAAACACUUUCAUGCAUUUCAGUCACACUUUCCGCAUCAAAACAUGACUUUCUUCAGAUCUCGCCUUUCCAUCGGCAACAUUUUAGGGCAGAGAUGUAGAGGGAUGUGCAAUAAACUGCAGGAGACGAAAACGGAGUCCUCGCCUGCAGCUGCAGCUCCAGCACAAGCACCACGUCCCUUAUUCAAAGUCCCAGGCUACAAACCCAGCGACUUUGACAAGAAGAUUUUUCUUUGGUCAGGACGCUUCAAAUCCGUAGACCAGAUACCAGAGACUGUGUCGUUCGAGAUGAUCGACUCUGCGAGGAACAAAAUCAGAGUGAAACUUGCCUAUCUGAUGAUGGGAACCACAAUAGGGGCCUGUUUGUUGAUGGUGUUUGUUGGCAAACGGGCCGCAGGCAGGAAUGAGUCUCUGACGGCUCAAAACAUGGAGAAGAAAGCCAGGUGGAGGGAGGAACUCCAGAGAGAGAACGCAAACGCUGCUGCCGUGUCUGCAAAGGCUCAGUGACGGAUAAACCCUAAUGCAGUUAUACAUUUCCCAAACACCGGGCACAGUGCCCUCCUUCCUGUUGUAUACACCUCAACUUCAGUCCUUUCAGCCACUUGUGCAGUAACUUUUUUAAACUUGAUAAAAUGUUUUAUGAGGUUAUACAUCAGGCCAUAAGUAGGGUGAGAAAAAGUACCAAUAAACUUUGUUAUUAUAACACUUGGGACAUCUCACUGGAGGAUGGUAAUCUGCGGUGAAACGGGAGAUUAGGGAGGCAACGGUUUCCAUUUUUAAUUGGAUCUGAGCUAAAUUUAAAAGACUUUCUCCUCAGAUCUUGAUUUGAUUUUUUUUUUUCCUGUUGCUUUGUGGAGACAUGACAAUAUUCUUUUAUCACUCUUCAGUUGUGGCUGAGACAUACAUUUUCCUUUAUCUCGUCCAGAUAUUAAAACAAUCAGGCUUGUUUAUAGCCGCUCUGGAAUCUGUGUUUGUACAUAGAUAGAAAUCACUUCAAUAAAGUAAUGCUUCUUGA
Messenger RNA from Cololabis saira (Pacific saury), 1053 nucleotides. It is a transcript of the gene fam162a, whose product is annotated as family with sequence similarity 162 member A. The transcript has 5 exons. Gene Ontology annotation, biological process: positive regulation of release of cytochrome c from mitochondria; neuron apoptotic process; cellular response to hypoxia. The coding region runs from base 84 to 545 and encodes 153 amino acids. The record is from RefSeq and is a predicted model, not a curated record. Lineage: Eukaryota; Metazoa; Chordata; Actinopteri; Beloniformes; Belonidae. Gene Ontology annotation, cellular component: mitochondrion.